Molecule: messenger RNA, 1038 nt
Organism: Naumovozyma castellii
Lineage: Eukaryota; Fungi; Ascomycota; Saccharomycetes; Saccharomycetales; Saccharomycetaceae
Gene: DAM1
Product: Dam1p
Exons: 1
Coding region: 1-1038 (345 amino acids)
Source: RefSeq, a predicted model, not a curated record
AUGAGUCAAGAACAAGCAAAAUUAACGGAUUACAGAACUACUACAGAUUAUAAGCUGUCUAUAAGCAGCAAUCCUGCAUCGAGAAGAUCCUCACUUGCCUCUACUAGCGAGGGGAACUUCGGUAGUUCCACAGGCAAUGCUGAUACAAACCAUAUGGAUAAUGGUGAUGAUGGAUCAAAUGUGAUACAUGAAUUUCUUUUACCCCAAAUCCAAGAAUUAACCGACUCUAUGAUCACUUUGGAUGGGAAUCUAACGCGAUUAAACUUUAUCCAUGAAAGUCUCGUUGAUUUAAAUGAAUCCAUUGGGUCGCUACUUUAUGGACUGAUGUGUAACUCUUGGUGUGUUGAAUUUCCAAAUGUUCCUCACGUGCUAGAGAGAGAAUUGAGAACCGUGAAACGAAUAGAAUGGAUGAAAGCUGAAAAGAAAUCACUACAGGAACAGAUUGCUAACAUUAGAAAUGGCAACGAUAAUAAUCAGAAUAUUUCCAAAGUUAAUAACUAUAAUAAUGCGAACAAAAAUCAAAAAGGAUCAUUCAAUCCCCCUUUAUUCCCCUCAACGCAAGGUCGGACUACUUCAAGAAACCCCGAUAACAGUAACACUCAUGCUAUUAUCAACAAGUCCUCUCAUAAAAUGGCAUCUUCUAACAAGCAUCCUGAAAAUAAUGACGAAAAUAUAGAUGAUAAUAGUAGUGAAGCAUCAUUUGUUUCUAAUCCUGCAUUGGAAUUCCAGAAUUCCGGUAAUAACCAUAAUAGUAGCAAGAGUAAGCUAAGGAGGAAGUCAAUCCUGCACACAAUUAGAAAUAGUGUGGCAUCACAUGCAGAUGUUUAUGAUCGAGAGAGCACGGCAACGGGAAAUAGAAUGUCCUUAGGAACUGGGGCGAGUAGGAUAGUAAAGAAGACUAACAUAGCGGCACCAUCGCAAAGAAGGAGCACAAUAUUGAAAGGCCAUGCCUCUCGUGUUUCCUCUGGUAAUGCCCGUUCUCAGGCCAAAAAUCCUCCCAGCUCGGAUAGCGAUAAAAGAAGACCACCGUUUAGGUAA